AUGAACUUAAACAAGAUACCUCAUAAUGGUAGGGUGGCUGUAAUAGGUGGUGGAAUAUCUGGAUUGUCGUUUAGUUAUUUUUUGAAUAAAUUAAGGCCUGAUAUAAAGAUCAAUAUAUUUGAAUCUCAAAACCAACCUGGGGGAUGGAUCAAAUCGGAGUACUUGCAAUUGAAAAAUGAAAAGCAAAAGGUUUUGUUGGAGAAGGGACCUAGAACAUUGAGAGGAGUUAGCGAUGGGUCAUUAUUAAUUAUAGAUGUUCUACGGAACUUGAAUCAAUCAAGUAAAAUAGAAGUAAUGGCUCAUGAUUCGAUUGCAAACAGAAAAUACCUAUUAUCCAGAGAAAACAUCUUAGUUCAAGUCCCGAAUUCGAUCAAGUCUUUUGGUAAGUUUCUAAGCAGCGGUAUUGUUAAUGGUAUCUUGAAAGGAAUGCUUCUAGAGCCAUUUGCCAAGGGUAGAAUAUCACCAAAUGAGGACGAGAGUGUCGAAAGUUUUAUUACUAGGAGGUUCGGAAGUAGUAAGUUAUCCGACAAUAUUCUCAGCGGUGUUUUGCAUGGUAUUUAUGCUGGAGAUAUUUCUAAGCUUAGUGUCCGCUCGGUUUUACCUAGUUUAGUUAGUCUUGAAACUGAAAAUGGAUCAAUAAUUAAAGGUAUGAUUAAGAAAAUAAGAGAAACUCCUCCAACAAAAGAGCUAUCCGCUUCAUUAGCAAGUUAUCAGGACAAGAUAUCAAGCAAUAGUAAUUUAUUAGAAUUAGCCUCAACUUUAAAAAAGUAUCCUAUGGUUAGAUUGAAAGAUGGCUUACAGACGCUUCCAACAAGCAUGGCAAAGUAUUUAGAACUGCAGCCGAACGUGGAAAUUUUUUACAAUUCUGAAAUUCAAGAAAUUAAUGCUAAGACACCCCACAUCGUUGUAAAUAAUCAGGUACAAAAGUACGACCACAUCAGAUCAACUAUCAACACCAAUACAUUGAGCAAAUUAAUUACGAAUGAUGAAAUUAAGGCGGUUUUACCAUUAGAAUAUGUAUCUAUAUUUUUAGUGAAUAUUUACUGCCGCAAGCCUAUAUUGAUACCUUCCGACAAGAAUGGAUUUGGCUUCCUUGUCCCAAAAGUUAAUCAAAAUCACGAAAGCUUACUAGGAAUAAUGUAUGAUUCAGACAUAGAACGUCAUGUUAAACCAUUAUAUCUGAAUGAGAAAAUCUCGACUGACAAUUAUAAUAAAAUAACCUUAAUGAUGGGAGGUCACUACUACAACAAGAUAGGGAUUCCCUCAAACAACCUUAACGUUAAAGCAAUCAAAAAUGUAUUGUCAUCAAUCUUAAAUACUAGCCUAAAGGACCACAACUUAAUAUUCAGAAACGAGGCUCAAAUGACCGAUAAGUCACUUUCUCUCGAAGAAAAUGAUAUUAUGAUUUCGUAUAAUUUACACCGAGACUGUAUCCCCCAGUACAAUGUUGGUUACGAGAAACAAAAACAAAAAUUGUAUGAAAUUAUGAACCAGCAGUGUAACGGUAAAUUCUCGCUAGGUGGAAUGGGCUUCGCCGCAGGUAUGGGAGUACCCGAUUGCGUAAUGAAUGGAUUAGUUGAUUCCUUAGAAAUCGCCUAG
Molecule: messenger RNA, 1599 nt
Organism: Debaryomyces hansenii CBS767
Lineage: Eukaryota; Fungi; Ascomycota; Pichiomycetes; Serinales; Debaryomycetaceae
Gene: HEM14
Product: oxygen-dependent protoporphyrinogen oxidase
Exons: 1
Coding region: 1-1599 (532 amino acids)
Biological process (GO): heme biosynthetic process
Cellular component (GO): mitochondrial inner membrane
Molecular function (GO): protoporphyrinogen oxidase activity, oxygen as acceptor
Source: RefSeq, a predicted model, not a curated record